This is a messenger RNA of Myxozyma melibiosi, 901 nucleotides long. RefSeq lists its product as uncharacterized. NCBI's taxonomy places the organism in Eukaryota, Fungi, Ascomycota, Lipomycetes, Lipomycetales, Lipomycetaceae. The record is from RefSeq and is a predicted model, not a curated record. The transcript has a single exon. The coding region runs from base 13 to 624 and encodes 203 amino acids.
AGCACCACUGCGAUGCCGGACCCGCGCUUCAAAGCUGCCACCGCUUCGCUCCCGGGAUACACCUCCUCUUCCUCUUCCCCUUCCCCUUCUACAACUACCACAACUACUACUACUACUACCACCUCCACCUCCUCCUCCGCCAUGCCCGACCCCGCCGCCGCCUCACCAUCCUCCCCUCCCGCCUACACCCGCCCCCACGGCGGCGCCCGCGGCGCGCGCCACCCCUCGAUUCCCCAAUCGACCACCGCCGCGCCCGCGUCCUCCGCCAAGAUCGUCGACCAAUUCGACGGCAUGCAAAUCAUGCAAGCCGAUCUCCCGCCGAUCCACGGCCCGGUCUCGUUCGUCGGCCGCGGCCGCGACCGCUACGACUACAUCACGUACUCUACCCUCACCCCUCUGGACCCGUGCUACGGCCUACCUGGCUUUGCGCGGUUCGGCAUGCGGAAGGAGUAUAUCCAGUCCGACUCUGACAGCGGCUCGGACGACGGCGAGGGCGUGGUGUGGGAGUAUAACGGCGUGUAUAUCCCAGGCCCGAAGAUCAUGUUGGGAAGGUGGCGAGACGGCAGUGAUCCGUCGACGACGAACGCGGUGGAAGGACCGUUUAUGUUUUUCGCCGAGCUGUGAGGUGUAGUUGAGAGUGCGGGUGUUUUGUAUAUGUGUGUACAUAUAUGGUGUUUGUUUGUUAUAUCAUGGAGUCGUCGUUGUCAAAAUUGUCUAGUCUUUGUUGUGUUGUGUUGUUGUGUUGAGUUGACGUCUCGAAAUGUCUGGAUUUAUUACGAUAUCAUUGUUUGUUUGUUUAUUUGUUUGUUGUUGUUGUAGGUGAGGUUGUAUAUCUGUUGUAAUGUUGUAAUAUAGUAAAUAGUUGUAUGUUUAAUGUAUGUUUGUAAAUAAUCCACAAAAC